AUGAAGACCAGCACGGGUCUGUUAAUUACAAUUGUGGUGCUGUUAGCCAUUGCGACCUUUGUCUCAGCACAGGGACAUUGGGAAGUGGUCGGAUUAACGGGUGUUACUGCAAUGCAUGCUGUUCUAACGGCGCCCAAUAAAGUACUGAUUAUUGACAAAGCCGAACAAAACCCGAAUGCAACCCUGCCAGAUGGUACAACAGGGUGGUCAUGCGAAUAUAGUUUGGACACUAAUACUUAUCGAGUUCUGCCGUUGAAAACCAAUACGUUUUGCUCAGCAGGAGCAUUUCUCGGGAAUGGCACGUUUCUUAGCACUGCCGGAAGCUAUGCCGUCACAGCAAAUAACAUAAAUGCACAGGACGGAUAUACUGGAAUUAGAUUAUUUCAACCGUGUCAAGAUGACAGUUGUUGGUGGAUAGAGUUACCGACGCCAUUAAGUUCGCACAGAUGGUACAAUACUAUGGCUGCUCUGCCAGACGGAAGAGUCAUAGACGUGGGAGGUUCAACGGUAGCAACUGGAGUAAACAGUGCAGCAAAGAACAAUCCGACAUACGAAAUCUACUCUUCUACCGGAACAAGUAAUGCAUCACCGUUACAGUUCUUGGUUGACACCCUCCCAUACAAUCUCUACCCUUUCGUGCACGUCAUCUCUGAUGGUUACUACCAAGGAUAUCUGUUUAUUUUUGCAAACAAACAGUCAGUCAUUUAUGACAUUAAUCAAAACCAAAUUUUCAAAAAGCUUCCCGAUAUCCCUGGUGCAGUACGAUCCUACCCCCUAACCGCGUCCUGUGUGUAUCUCCCUAUGACAUACGAAAACAACUACAAUCCCGAAAUACUCAUUUGUGGAGGACAGACACAAGCAGAUACCGCCAGUCCAGCAGAUAAUACGUGCGGAAGAAUAAAUUUGGGUGAUGUGGAACCGGCCUGGGACAUGGAUGAUUUUGGUGGUCAAGCGAGAUUAAUGAGUGAUUCGGUUAUAUUGCCGGAUGGAACAGUGGUGUUUCUCAAUGGAGCAGCCACUGGAAUUGCCGGAUAUUCCAAGGCAGAUAAUCCAGUAUUCUUUCCAGUGGCCUAUAAUAUGAACGCGCCUAAAGGUCAACGCUGGACACGUUAUGCCGCGACCACCAUUGCAAGAAUGUAUCAUUCGGUCGCAAUGUUGAUUCCUGAUGGAACUAUUUGGGUUGCUGGAAGUAAUCCAAACGACACGCCCAAGUUUGCUGGUGCCGGUUUCCUUACCGAAUACCGCGCAGAGAAAUUUACGCCACCUUAUCUUGAGACCUCAACACCGCGCAUAACGAUAACUUCUUUUGCAGGUUCAACCAAUAUAAACAAAGCUCCAAUAAGUGUUCAGUACAACGCCAAGUACGAGAUCAUUUUCACACUUGCUAAUGGAGCUAAACCGGGUGCUCUCAGUGCAACUCUGAUUCACAAUGGAUUUACGACUCACUCGCAAACAAUGUCGAUAAGAUCCAUUAAAUUGCAAUUGGAUCCGAUGACCACAAAGGCAGAUGGUAGUUACGCGGUUAAUGUGUGGAUGCCGCCAAAUUCGUUCAUUGUGCCGCCCGGCCCACAGUAUGUGUAUCUUUUGAAUGAUGGUGUGCCAGGAAUGAUGGCAGACCAAAACGAUACCAUUGAUAUUACAGACAAUGAUAUUAGAGUUCUCGGCAAUUUCCCUCUUCUCCCGCGAUUACGACGUCUCUUGCUUGCCAAUAAUCGGAUCACACGUAUCGAUCCCCAGCUCGCCGAAUAUCUUCCGAAUCUAAACACGGUGGUUUUGACAAACAAUAACAUUUCCGAGCUGUCGGAACUAGAACCGUUGGGUGGGCUUAGAAAAUUGCAGUAUUUGAGUUUAUUGGAUAAUCCCGUUACAAGAAAAAAGCAUUAUAGAUCGUAUGUCAUUUGGAAAGUGCCAUGUGUAAGAGUAUUGGAUUUUAAACGAGUGCGCAAGGCGGAACGAGAAGAAGCUCAAAAAUUAUUUGUCACAGCAGAUGGAUUGGAAUCAUCACUUGCCAAGUCCAUCUCGGAAACAGCUGCAAAGACAUUCGAACCAGGUGAAGGCAUAAUUCCACCUAUGAAUAAAUCUAAUGUUCCAAUCCAUGGGACGACAACGUCUGAGGAUCAGAACAAGAUCAAGGAAGCAAUAAAGAACGCAAAGACUCUGGAUGAAGUUGCACGUCUUGAAAAGCUUUUACAAUCUGAUCCAUACAUUAAUGAGGAUGCAUUUGUCACAAAUAAAUGCUCUCGUAAUAGAAAUUAA
This is a messenger RNA of Paraglomus brasilianum, 2256 nucleotides long. The record is from the annotation of a GenBank genome assembly. NCBI's taxonomy places the organism in Eukaryota, Fungi, Glomeromycota, Glomeromycetes, Paraglomerales, Paraglomeraceae.